UAACCAACACAACACCCAUUUUUAUUUUCUUUAUUUCUCAUUCAUUAUUACUAUUUUUCAUUUUUAUUUUUUUUUUAUUUUUCUAAUAUUAUUAUAAAUAAAUAAAUGCAGUACGAGUAUUGGUGUUGUUGAUAGAAAACACGAGAGUCCUCCUUAAGAAAAGCCAACCCCACGCUAAGAAGAAGAGGAAGAAGAAGAAGAGAAAAGCAAACCGAAACCAAAGGAAGAAAAAGAGAGCUUAUUAUUGUCUUGUAUUGAUUCCAUUCAAUCGCAUCUAUCUAUCUUUCUCUCUUCAAAGAAAACACAACACAACAGCAAAGAAAAACAAAAGGGAAAGAGAGAAGAUUAUGCGAAGAAGAAAGGUUGUGAUAGUAGAAGAAGAACAAGAAGAAGAAGAAGAAAAAACAAGUGUUGGGUCUUUGAUCUUGGUUGAGGAGUUUCAUCAAACAUGUUUCAUUCAUUGAUUCUUUAAUUAAUUUCUUUCUUCUCUCUCUCUUUUUAUUUCAAGAAAGAAAAAUACUUGUACUAGUCUAGCACCUGUCUGUCUCAUUCUUUCUUUUUUUCUUUUUUUUUUUUUUUUUAAUUCUUAAUUUCUUUUUUCUUUCAUUGAAGAGUCCGCCUUAGCUUAAGGGGCAUCUUUUCAUGCUUCUUAUGUGCUAGCGUUUAUUGCUGCCUUUCACAUUGUUCUAUAUACCCAACACCAAUCACCCAUACCAUACCCAUCCUAUUUUAAUUUCUCUUUCUUUCUUUCCCUAUAUUCAUAAAUUUUUAAUGGCUGUUCAAGCUCAAUACCCCUCAAAUGUUCUUCUUUUAAACAGAAACGGUCAAGAAGGUCAUGAUUAUUCAUUACAACCACAGCCAGGUGGAUUUCUUGAUCAAUCCCAUAUGCUAUUUUCCAGUGGAGGGGCUAAUAGUAAUCCACGAAAGAGAGGACGGGAAGUGGUGGCGGCGACGGCAACGGCAGCCGGUGGCAUAACAACAGGAGCAACAAUCCAUUCCUUUUCUAUGCAGCCUCAAGCUCCUCAACUAAUCGACCUUUCUCAACUCCAUAACAAUAACAACAAUAAUAAUAAUAAUCAGCCACAGCCACAGCCACAACAACCAAAUGUCGUCGUCUCUACUGGCCUCCGUUUAUCUUUUGGUGACCAACAACAACAGCAACAGCAACAAAUACAACAAAAUCACCAUUAUCAAUCGCAACAACAGCAGAGUUUCGUAUGUCAAUCGUCUCCUUUCUUAUCUUUAUUAUCAGAAGAUUUCGCCACUCAAAUAAAACGACAACGAGAUGAAAUAGAACAAUUUCUUCAAGCACAGGGAGAACAGUUGCGGCGCACAUUAGUAGAAAAAAGGCAGAGGCACUAUCGUGCGCUGCUAAGCGCAGCGGAUGAAGUUAUAGCCAGGCGAUUAACGGAGAAAAACACGGAAGUUGAAAAGGCCACGCGACGAAACGCUGAGUUAGAAGCACGCGCCGCUCAACUUAGUGUGGAGGCACAGGUUUGGCAGGCUAAGGCCCGGGCACAAGAGUCAAUGGCGGCUUCACUGCAGGCGCAACUGCAGCAGGCGAUAAUGAGCGGGGGAGUGGCACAGGAUAGCAGGAGAGGGGAUGAUGGGCUAGGAUGCUCUGGGGGAGUAGAAGGGCAGGCGGAGGAUGCGGAGUCAGCGUAUGUGGAUCCCGAGAGGGUGACGGUGUCAGGCGGUCCAAGUUGCAAGGGUUGCCGGAAACGGGCUGCGACGGUGGUGGUGCUGCCGUGUCGGCAUCUUUGUUUGUGUACAGAAUGUGACCAAGUGGCACAAGCUUGCCCACUUUGCCUCCAAGUAAGAAAUUCCAGUGUUGAGGUUUUUCUGUAUUAAGAUCCCAUUACAGGCCCAGGCCCAGGCCCAGCCCAUAUGGGCCAAAGGUUUUAUUAGGUGAAAAAAGUUAAAAAAAAAAAAAAGAAAGGAAAAUAAAUAAUUGUUGAGUAUAAUAAAAAUACAAUGUUUUUCCCUUUUUCUUUUUGGGAGUCAGAUAUUAGUUCACCCAAGACUGAAAAGUUUUUUAUUUUUUAUUUUUCUCUUUGGUUCCCCCUCUUGGAGUGAAGUACCUAGAGGUAAUGUACAGGGCCACAUUUUUUCUUCCCUUUUUGAAAUUUCAUUCAUAUAUAAAUUCUUUAUUUGAUAAGUUA
Messenger RNA from Jatropha curcas, 2162 nucleotides. Its product is annotated as SBP (S-ribonuclease binding protein) family protein. The record is from RefSeq and is a predicted model, not a curated record. Gene Ontology annotation, molecular function: ubiquitin-protein transferase activity. Lineage: Eukaryota; Viridiplantae; Streptophyta; Magnoliopsida; Malpighiales; Euphorbiaceae.